AUGGAGAUCAUUGUCAGACGCCUCACAGGCGAGGACGCGGUCCUUGAAGUAACCCGCGACACAACAAUAUCAGAGAUCAAGCUCACGAUCCGCAAUAACCGAGGAAUACCAUGUCACCAACAACGACUACUCUUCAAAGGCAAAGUCCUCAGCGAUAGCUCUACCCUCGCAGACUCGAGCAUCUACCACCAAGCCAACCUCUACCUCACCUUGAAAAUCAGCCGCAAAAGUAUCGGGGACGUGUCCAACACCCGCAAAAUCUUCAUCCAGGCCGAGGACGGCGAGGUCCUUACGCUGGACGUACAGCCCCAUGACAUGGUUGAUCGGGUCAAGAACCUGGUGCAGGAGGACAUCGGGGUCCCGUAUUGGAGACAGGUAUUGAGGUUUAAUGGCAAGGUGCUCAGGGACGAGGGCCGCUCUCUGUUCAGUUACGAUGUAUACAAUGGGGCGAUUUUGGGGUUGAUGAUUAACCGUCAAGAUGAGAGAGAGCCCGAGUUUUCAGAGGAGGACAGUGAAUAG
This is a messenger RNA of Drepanopeziza brunnea f. sp. 'multigermtubi' MB_m1, 519 nucleotides long. RefSeq lists its product as uncharacterized. The record is from RefSeq and is a predicted model, not a curated record. Gene Ontology annotation, biological process: modification-dependent protein catabolic process; protein ubiquitination. Gene Ontology annotation, molecular function: ubiquitin protein ligase binding; protein tag activity. Gene Ontology annotation, cellular component: nucleus; cytoplasm. NCBI's taxonomy places the organism in Eukaryota, Fungi, Ascomycota, Leotiomycetes, Helotiales, Drepanopezizaceae.